UUGAUAUCGCAUAUUUCCGUCUUAUUUGAAUAGUAUUCGUUUAUCAGAAAUAUAACUUUCUAUGUAAAACUAGUAAACAGAAAAAUUUAUUGUAUAAUAAAAAGUAAAUGGCAUUCGUUUUAAAGUGGUAACAUAACUUCUAUCAAUCUAAACUCAAGUGUAAUUGAAGAUAUUAAAGAAAUAUGUUACUAAAAUUGUUACCUGUAAUAUUGAUUAUUUCUAUUUGUACUCCAAAACCUAUUCGGCAAAAGAGCUUUUAUAAUUCAAAAUGGCUCCUUCGGUAAAAUGUCGACAAGUACCGCCAUUGUAGUCCAUAAGCCACAAUUCACAUUAUUCACAUAUUAUAGUCACAAAUUAUUUUAUGUUGAAACUCAUAGAAUACCUAGAUUACGGGAAGUUUAAGUUAUUUCUUAGACAAUAGUAUGUUUUAAUAAACAAGGUGUUAACGACACCGUGCAACUAGUUUCAUUUGAAGUGUAUCACUCAACAAGGCAAGCUAUCAUAUCGAAACUAAAAUGUCAAAUAAAUUAUCAGUUAUUGUGGUGGCUUGCGUCUUGAUUAGCUUAGUGUCUUCACAUGGACCUCCAUUAGAGCGCGACAAUGAAGACAUAGCAAUGGGGAGGAAGGUAAAAAAAAUGGGUGCUAAAUGGUGCAGCAUGGCAAAGGUUUGCAAUCACGAUCGCGUACCGAUUUGUGGCAUCAGUCAUGCUGGAGAUGUUAUGGGCUUUCGAGAUCUCUGCGAUAUGUUUGACUAUAACUGUAUAAGAAGAAGAAAUUACAAGCAGACUGCCUGUCCAGAAGACAAGUCGAUAUUAACCGUGUCGCGUCGGCCAACCAACAAUUUUUAUGAUGAUUAAUUUUUUUUUUCGUAUACACCAAAUACUAUAAUAUAAAAUGAAACGUAUUAUGUAUUAUGUUAAAAAUUAUAUCUUGGCACCUAAUGUAAAUGUACUUCUAAUAAAUAAAAUAAUCUA
Messenger RNA from Nymphalis io (European peacock), 974 nucleotides. RefSeq lists its product as uncharacterized. NCBI's taxonomy places the organism in Eukaryota, Metazoa, Arthropoda, Insecta, Lepidoptera, Nymphalidae. The transcript has 5 exons. The coding region runs from base 516 to 857 and encodes 113 amino acids. The record is from RefSeq and is a predicted model, not a curated record.